Molecule: messenger RNA, 1653 nt
Organism: Cottoperca gobio
Lineage: Eukaryota; Metazoa; Chordata; Actinopteri; Perciformes; Bovichtidae
Gene: rnf181
Product: ring finger protein 181
Exons: 6
Coding region: 143-616 (157 amino acids)
Biological process (GO): protein ubiquitination
Cellular component (GO): cytoplasm
Molecular function (GO): ubiquitin protein ligase activity
Source: RefSeq, a predicted model, not a curated record
UAGAGGCACGAUUCUCUGCUGUGAUUGGACAACGUAUCACGUGAUUAGAACGUCAUACCCAGAAGAAUGACAUUUUUGUUUAUAGUUGCUAACAUUUCAGGUAUCUUAAUGCAAAGAGGACACAAGCGUGGGCGCGACCAAAAUGGCAUCCUACUUUGAAGAACACAACUGUGAGCCCACCAACCCUGAGGAGCAGUAUCGCCAGAAUGCACUUCUUGAAUUGGCCAGGUCUUUAAUGCAGGGCUUGGAUUUAUUUGACUCGGGGGCGUUCGACUUGUCGGACUGGGACCAGCGUCUUCCUCCUCCAGCUGCCAAAACUGCUGUUCAGACCCUCACUGUGGUCAUCAUUUCUCCAGAGCAAGCAGACAAAGGUCUCAAGUGUCCCGUGUGUUUGCUCGAGUUCGAGGAACAAGAGACGGUUCGAGAAAUGCCUUGCAAACACCUUUUCCACUCGGGAUGUAUACUGCCCUGGUUGGGAAAGACUAACUCCUGUCCGCUCUGCCGACUUGAAUUACCAACUGACAAUCCGGAGUAUGAGGAGUUUAAAAAGGACAAGGAUAGAAGAAGACAGAGGGAGCACAGGCUGGAAGACCUACAUGGAUCCAUGUACACAUGACGUGACCGUGUUGGGCUGAAAGUUUGUGGCACAGUGACAUUUUAACUAAAAACAAAUCAAGAAAAAACAAAAGCAUUUUGUACAGAAUAUAAUUUCAAGCAUGGGGACGGGAAGUAACGCCCACGUCGGCCUAUUAUUUGUAUUUACGAGUCAGAAAUAUAAAUGUCAUCUACAAUAACUCCCACUUGGCAGAAAGAACUACAGAACUGCAAUAAAGUGUUGUUGCAGUGUUGUUACUAACAUGCAUCUCAAUAACAACAAUCAUCUGGUGCGACCACAAAGCUAGCAAUUAGAAUAACUAAUAAAAGAAAUCAUUAAAAGUUGAAAACUUAUUUAAGUUAUGAUUUAAGAGUAUGCUCUUGGCAGCAGUCGCUUUAUUCCUUUUUAAUAUAAAUCUGAGCUUUAAACACAAACUCUUCUGUUCAGCUGCAUUUGUCAAAUUAAUAUGAAUUAUUUUAAGACCCGAAUAUAUUUUAACCAGUGACUAUCUUUUUAAGUGACUCCAGCAAUGCAGUAUAAACACUCUACGUUAUACUUCCCAUUGAAGAGAGAUUAAAAGAAUAAAUGACUAAAUGUAAGCAGCAGAGGACGAGAUAUUCUGACCUUUAGUCGCUAGUGUAGGUCGAACUUCUACACUUCUCAUGUUUAAGUUAUCCCUGCUCGGUAAAAAUCUUUUAAACUCCAGAUUUAAAGUCUCCAAGCCGAAGGACAAGGGUGUGAUUGUUAACCAGCUGUGUGUGUAUGUGUGUGCCAUUCACGUCAUCUGCUCUGCCAAAAGUUAUUUCUACUUCUGUUUGCAAAUUGCAGUUUCAGGACGGUACUAAUAAUAUUCCACUGUCUGUAUAACAAGUGUAUGAUGUCAUGUUUCAAGCAGCAACUUACUGUCAGUUUGUUAUUUAUGAGGACAAAGGUAAUUUUAUGUACCGCAAGAACCCAUGCAAAUAUUAUAUUUCAUAUUUGAAUAUAAAUCUGUCAAAUGAAAAUACCUAAAUAGACAAAUCAUACAUAUUUACAGAAUUUAUAAAAAGGAAACGAAG